Odontomachus brunneus is the source of this 6153-nucleotide messenger RNA. RefSeq lists its product as uncharacterized. The transcript has 23 exons. The coding region runs from base 246 to 5870 and encodes 1874 amino acids. Lineage: Eukaryota; Metazoa; Arthropoda; Insecta; Hymenoptera; Formicidae. Gene Ontology annotation, cellular component: cytoplasm. The record is from RefSeq and is a predicted model, not a curated record. Gene Ontology annotation, biological process: peptide catabolic process; proteolysis. Gene Ontology annotation, molecular function: metalloaminopeptidase activity; peptide binding; zinc ion binding.
UUUUCAAUAGAUAUGUACAUAUAUGUACGCUUGCGCAGGUCGCGUAACUACUGAAAGUUAUAAUUUUGAAUCAAAAUGUAACGUUUGUCGGCAGGAGUGUUUAUAUCUAUAUCUGUAGCUAAUCAUAAACACAUUUACAUGAGUUUCAAUUAUUCGUUUACUGAGUUUCAAUUGGUUAGCUAAUACUUUUUAUAUACAGCGACAAUAUAAAUAACAACACAUACUAGAGUUACCAAGAGUCAGAAAUGAUACGUCGAAAGACUAAGAGUGAGCAACCGCAAAUACGUAGAAGAUUAUCCACAGUAUAUUAUCCAAAUAUAUUCCAAACGAUAAUGCGUACGAUAUGCUUCAAACAAAUAUUGUAUACUGCUUUGAUACUUAACAUUGCUAUGGCUAUCGAAACAGAUGUGGACCACGGAAAUUGUGAAAACGCUACGUCUGAUGAACGUUUAUCAAUUGCAAUAAUAGAGCCAAUACAUUAUAAACUUUUUUUCAAAUUAAAUAUGGAAUCUGAAAAUUACGAUGGGGAAUCCGACAUCGUGAUCAAAAUUCACAAACCAGUCAAAAGAUUAAGUUUGCAUUGUUUUGGACCGUAUAUAUAUACAUCAAGCAUAUCGUUAAAGUCGAUAACUGAAGCUUCAAACAAGAGUAUACAACAUACUCGUUAUGCAUCUUAUCGUGUUUGUACUAAAACACAGCGGUUCGACAUAUUAUAUGAUGAUUUAAUAUCUCCUGGAUUAUACGAGUUACAUAUACAUUUUUACGGUGUAUACAAUAAGAAUGAAAACAUUAUCAGAUAUCAGUAUAUGAGAUAUACAGAAACUGAGGCAACUAGGAGGUGGUUUCUUGGAAUAUUGUCAACAUCAAAUCGUGCUCGAACAUUAUUUCCAUGUUGGGACGAGCCGGAAAUACAUAUGAAUUAUGAGAUUAUUAUUGAGCAUCCUGAGCAAUACAAUGUUAUAUCAAAUAUGCCAGUAGAAAAGCUGAUAAACAAAUCAGAUGGUACAUCAUUAACGUAUUUCCUUAUUAGCAAACCUAUAGCUUCAAGUCAAGUGGCAAUCAUAAUGGUUGAUGACAUGACUCAUAGUUAUUUGGGCGAUGAUUUGUAUUGGCAUCAAAGGAAUAUAGUGAAAAAUGCGAACAUUACGUUGGAAAUUCGGAACACGAAAGAACUUUUCAAGAAUUACCUUGGUGUCCAUUAUGGAAUUAUGGAAAAUGAUCACAUCGUAUUUCCGAAAACGAAAGAUCUUUUCAAAAAUUACGCCCGUGUCCAUUAUGGAAUUAUGGAAACUGAUCACAUCGUAAUUCCGAAUUUUCCAUCUCAGAUUAGAGGAAGUUUAGGAGUUAUUAUAUACAGGGAAGAAAGCUUUAAGUACGAUAAUGCUACAGAUUUUCCUGGUCGUAAAAUGUAUAUCUACAAGGUAGUAGGCGAUUCAUUAGCGCGGGAAGUCCUUGUCCAAAUAAUAUCCCCUUCUUAUUUUUGGCUAAUUAAGAUACUUGCAUCAUUCUUAAGUUAUUUUGUCAUUUUCCAGUACGAACGUGACUCGUCGAUUAUGGACCUCUCCAUCGUUCAGACUAUGCAGGGUGCUUUGUACUAUGAUGUCGAUUUCCAAAUGGCACCUGUGUCGCAGAACAAAUUCGUGCAUCCCAUUGAUGAAAUUGAUGCAAUUCAUUAUUCUCGACUGUAUUAUAAUAAAGGAGCUGCUAUAAUGCGCAUGUUGUUUUAUUCUCUUGAAGUGCCGGAAUAUGUCUACAAGGAAAGUAUUCGGAAAUGUUCGGAGGAAUGUGAGGAUACUUCAGACCCUAUCAAUGGUUUCUGGGCUAUUGUGCAAAGUUCCUUAACAAAUAAUGAAAAAUUGCUCUACAACAUAACUGAAAUAAUGGAUACAUGGAUGACAAAAAGGCAUUUUCCUGAGUUGAAAGUCGAUCGUGAUUAUAAUAGUGGGUUAGCAACACUUUCGGCAUAUAAUUUCAACGAAACGAAUUGGAAGACACCUAUAACUUAUCUCAAGAUAUCACAUUUUACUUCCAUGAAUGUUACAUCGAAAAUUUUAUUUGAUUGUUCAUAUGAUAUAUAUAUCAGUAAAUUGGAUAAUAAUGAUUUCAUAAUAGUCAAUAUGAAAUAUACUGGAUAUUAUCGCGUCAAUUACGAUGACCGAAACUGGGACAAAAUCUGUACUUACUUAAAUUUUCAUAAUUAUACCCAAAUUAAUGUUUUGAAUCGCGCUCAAUUAAUUGAUGAUGCAUAUUAUUUUGUGAUAAAUAAUAAACUCCAAAUCUCUGUGUUCAUACGUCUGUUUAGAUACUUAAGAAGGGAAAAGCAUUAUGUAGCCUGGUACCCUAUGUUCAAUAUUUUAAUAUACAUGUCGAAGUUCUUUGAAUUUCCAGAAAGUAACCUAUUCAAGUCAUAUAUGUUUGAAAUUUUGGAUAGUCUUCUUGCGAAGAUUGGAUACAGUGAAUAUAUUGAGGAAGACGAUAUGACUAAAGCUUUAAGAUUAUUAGGAAUAAAGUGGGCUUGUAAAUUCGACCACGCAUUAUGCAGAAAAAAUGCCCCUACUGUACUGAAUUCUGUCGUCAAAGAUUCCUCUAAAAUUCUACCAUGGUGGAAGGAAUUGGUAUAUUGUGCAGGUAUGAAGGGAGCAGAUCUGCUAGUUUGGCAUCAGUUUUUAGAUAAAAAUUCUGGCAACUAUACUCAAGAGCAUUUAACGUAUUUGGCAUGUACUGAAAAUGAACAUGCACUCCUUGCUUAUUUGGAAUUUUUAUGGAAAUUAAAAUAUAAAGAAUUAAUUGUACCAUAUCACGACGAUACAGAUGCAGAGAUUUCAUAUGAGAUUAUUAUGGCAGCAUAUCGUUCUUUUGUAAAGAAACACGCACGAAAGAUGCCUGUAUUGAUACAUAUCUUAGAGAAUUAUAACAAUUUAUCAUCGACCAUUUUGGGUAGUAAGUCUCCAGUUGCAGUAAUAGGUGUCACUAUUAUGGAAUUAUAUUCUGAGGAUAAUUUUGACGAGGUGUCAACAUUUGUAAAAUCAACCCGAUAUUUAACAGAGAAAGAGAAAAAUGAAAUUUUAAUUUUCGUUAAACAACGGAAGAUACAAUUACAGAAAUUAUCCCACUAUUUCCGCAAUUUUUAUAUAUUCCAAAUGAAAAUGUGUACGAUAUGCUUCAAACAAAUAUUGUAUACUGCUUUGGUACUUAACAUCGCUAUGGCUAUCAAAACAGAUGUGGACCAUGGAAAUUGUGAAAACGCUACGUCUGAUGAACGUUUAUCGAUUGCAAUAAUAGAACCAAUACAUUAUAAACUUUUUCUCAAAUUAAAUAUGGAAUCUGAAAAUUACAAUGGGGAAUCCGACAUCGUGAUCAAAAUUCACAAACCAACCAAAAGAUUAAGUCUGCAUUGUUUUGGACCGUAUAUAUAUACAUCAAGCAUAUCGUUGAAGUCGAUAACUGAAGCUUUAAAUCCGAGUACUCGUUAUGCAUCUUAUCGAGUUUGUACUAAAACACAGCGGUUCGACAUAUUAUAUGAUGAUUUAAUAUCUCCUGGAUUAUACGAGUUACAUAUACAUUUUUACGGUAUAUACAAUAAGAAUGAAAACAUUAUCAGAUAUCAGUAUAUAAGAUAUACAGAAACUGAGGCAACUAAAAGGUGGUUUCUUGGAAUAUUGUCGACAUCAAAUCGUGCUCGAACAUUAUUUCCAUGUUGGGACGAACCAGAAAUACACAUGUAUUAUGAGAUUAUUAUCGAGCAUCCUGAGCAAUACAAAGUUAUAUCGAAUAUGCCAGUAGAAAAGCUGAUAAACAAAUCAGAUGAUACCUCAUUAACGUAUUUCCAUAUCAGCAAACCUAUAGCUUCAAGUCAAGUGGCAAUCAUAAUGGUUGAUGACAUGACUCAUAGUAAUUUGGGCGAUGAUUUGUAUUGGUAUCAACGGAAUAUAGUAAAAAAUACGAACAUUAUGUUGGAAAUUCGGGACACAAAAGAACUUUUCAAAAAUUACCUCGGUGUCUAUUAUAGAAUUAUUGAAAGUGAUCACAUCGUAAUUCCGAAUUUUCCAUCUCAGAUUAUAGGAAGUUUAGGAGUUAUUAUAUACAGAGAAGAAAGCUUUAAGUACGAUUAUGCUACAGAUUUUCCUGGUCGUAAAAUGUACAUCUACAAGAUAAUAGGCGAUUCAUUAGCGCGGGAAGUCCUCGUCCAAAUAAUAUGUCCUUCUUAUUUUUGGCUAAUUAAGAUACUUGCAUCCUUCUUAAGUUAUUUUGCCAUUUUCCAGUACGAACGUGACUCGUCGAUUAUGGACCUUUCCAUUGUUCAGACUAUGCAAGGUGCUUUGAACUAUGACGUCGAUUUCCAAAUGGCACCUGUGUCACAGAACAAGUUCAUGCAUUCCAUUGAUGAAAUUGAUGCAAUUCAUUAUUCUCGACCGUAUUAUAAUAAAGGAGCUGCUAUAAUGCGCAUGUUGUUUUAUUCUCUUGAAGCACCGGAAUAUGUCUACAAGGAAAGUAUUCGGAAAUGUGCGGAGGAAUGCGACAAUACCACAGAUUCUAUGAGUGGUCUCUGGGCUAUUGUGCAAAGUUCCUUAACAAAUAAUGAGAAAUUGCUGUACAACAUAACUGAAAUAAUGGAUACAUGGAUGACAAAAAGACAUUUUCCUGAGUUGAAAGUCGAUUGUGAUUAUUAUGGGUUAGCAAUACUUUCGGCAUAUAAUUGCAACAAAACGAAGUGGAAGACACCUAUAACUUAUCUCAAGAUGUCAAAUUUUACUUCCAUGUAUGUUAGAUCGAAAAUGAUUUUAUUUGAUUGUUCAUAUGAUAUAUAUAUCCGUGAAUUGGAUAUUAAUGAUUUCGUGAUAAUUAAUAUGAAUCAAACGGGAUAUUAUCGCGUCAAUUACGAUUACCAAAACUGGGACAAAAUCUGUACUUACUUAAAUUUUCAUAAUUAUACCCAAAUUAAUGUUUUGAAUCGCGCUCAAUUAAUUGAUGAUGCGUAUUAUUUUGUGAUAAAUAAUAAACUCCAUUCCUCUGUGUUUGUACGUCUGAUUAGAUACUUAAAAAGGGAAUUGCAUUAUGUAGCCUGGUACCCUAUGUUUAAUAUUUUAAUGUACAUGUCGAAGUACUUUGAAUUACCAGAAAGUGAACGAUUCAAGUCAUAUGUGUUAGAAAUUUUGGAUGGUCUUCUUGAGAAGGUUGGAUACAGUGAAAAUAUUGAGGAAGACGAUAUGAUCAAAUCUUUAAGGUUAUUAGGAUUAAAGUGGGCUUGUAAAUUCGGCCAUAAAUCAUGUAGGAAGAGUGCCACUAUUAUACUGAUUUUUUACCUCGAAGAUUCCUCUAAAAUACGACCGUGGUGGAAGGAAUGGAUAUAUUGUGCAGGUUUGAUGGAAGCAGAUUUACAGGUUUGGCGUCAGUUUUUAGAUAAAAAUUCUGGCAACUAUACUCAAGAGCAUUUAACGUAUUUGACAUGUGCUGAAUAUGAACAUGUGCUCAUUGCUUAUUUGGAAUUUUUAUGGAACUUAAAAUAUGAGGAAUUAAUGAUAUCAAACCACGAUGGUGCAGAUCUAGAGAUGUCAUAUGACAUUAUUAUGGCAGCAUAUCGUUCUUUUGUAAAGAAACAUGCAAGGAAAAAUGAUGUGCUAAUGCAUAUCUUAAGGAAUUAUAAUAAAUUACCGUCGACUAUUUUGGGUAGUAAGUCUCCAGUUGCAGUAUUAGGUGUCACUAUUAUGGAAUUAUAUUCUGCGGAUAAUUUUGACGUGGUGACAGCAUUUGCAAAAUCAACCCGAUAUUUAACAGAGAAAGAGAAAAAUGAAAUUGAAAUUUUCGUUAAGCAACGGAAGAUACAAUUAGAGAAAAUUUCCUACUAUUUCCGCAAGUUUGGGAAAGAAUGAAAUUCGUUUUUAUGACUAGAUAUUAGAGUCGAUAAAUAAAUUAUAGACGUAUCGAAUAAUUAUGUAAUCGAACGUAUAAUAUUAAUAUACUAAUCAUCAGUAUUAUGUAUUAGCAUCUAGUAUAAUAUCUGUUAUUGUAAAUAAGAUUAGAUCCGAUUUAAUAGUAGAUGUUAUAUUUAAUAAAAUAAUAGAGACAUUUGCUUUGAUGUUAUUAUAAUUACUUAAAAUAUAUUAAUUUAUGUCAUAAAUAAUAAAUAAUGGUACACUUGGUGGUACACUUUCG